Messenger RNA from Mandrillus leucophaeus (drill), 1413 nucleotides. RefSeq names its product immunoglobin superfamily, member 21 (gene IGSF21). Gene Ontology annotation, cellular component: adherens junction. The record is from RefSeq and is a predicted model, not a curated record. Gene Ontology annotation, biological process: homophilic cell-cell adhesion; heterophilic cell-cell adhesion. NCBI's taxonomy places the organism in Eukaryota, Metazoa, Chordata, Mammalia, Primates, Cercopithecidae. The transcript has 9 exons. The coding region runs from base 82 to 1254 and encodes 390 amino acids.
AACCCGUGUUCACAUUUUAAUUGUGGAAGCCAGGUGACGGAUGGCGGCACCAUCAAGCAGAAGAUCUUUACCUUUGACGCCAUGUUCUCCACCAACUACUCACACAUGGAGAACUACCGUAAGCGAGAGGACCUGGUGUACCAGUCCACUGUGAGGCUGCCCGAGGUCCGGAUCUCAGACAACGGUCCCUAUGAGUGCCAUGUGGGCAUCUACGACCGCGCCACCAGGGAGAAGGUGGUCCUGGCAUCGGGCAACAUCUUCCUCAACGUCAUGGCUCCUCCCACCUCCAUUGAAGUGGUGGCCGCUGACACACCAGCCCCCUUCAGCCGCUACCAAGCCCAGAACUUCACGCUAGUCUGCAUCGUGUCUGGAGGGAAACCAGCGCCCAUGGUUUAUUUCAAACGAGAUGGGGAACCAAUCGACGCAGUACCCCUAUCAGAGCCACCAGCUGCGAGCUCCGGCCCCCUCCAGGACAGCAGGCCCUUCCGCAGCCUUCUGCACCGUGACCUGGAUGACACCAAGAUGCAGAAGUCACUGUCCCUCCUGGAUGCCGAGAACCGGGGUGGGCGACCCUACACGGAGCGCCCCUCCCAUGGCCUGACCCCAGAUCCCAACAUCCUCCUCCAGCCAACCACAGAGAACAUACCAGAGACGGUCGUGAGCCGUGAGUUCCCCCGCUGGGUCCACAGCGCCGAGCCCACCUACUUCCUGCGCCACAGCCGCACCCCGAGCAGCGACGGCACUGUGGAAGUACGUGCCCUGCUCACCUGGACCCUCAACCCACAGAUUGACAACGAGGCCCUCUUCAGCUGCGAGGUCAAGCACCCAGCACUGUCGAUGCCCAUGCAGGCAGAGGUCACGCUGGUUGCCCCGAAAGGACCCAAAAUUGUGAUGACGCCCAGCAGAGCCCGGGUCGGGGACACAGUGAGGAUUCUGGUCCAUGGGUUUCAGAACGAAGUCUUCCCGGAGCCCAUGUUCACCUGGACGCGGGUUGGGAGCCGCCUCCUGGACGGCAGUGCUGAGUUCGACGGGAAGGAGCUGGUGCUGGAGCGGGUUCCUGCUGAGCUCAACGGCUCUAUGUAUCGCUGCACUGCCCAGAACCCACUGGGUUCCACCGACACGCACACCCGGCUUAUCGUGUUUGAAAACCCAAAUAUCCCAAGAGGAACGGAGGACUCCAAUGGUUCCAUUGGCCCCACUGGCGCCCGGCUCACCUUGGUGCUCGCCCUGACAGUGAUUCUGGAGCUGACGUGAAGGCACCCACCCAGGCCACUCCAUUGGGCACUGACAUCUCCGCGACCGGUUUUCAUUUCUUUUCUAAACUAUUUCCAGUCUUGUUCUUAGUCUCUCUCUCCGUCUGUGUCUUGGCUUCUUCAGUCGGUUUAAUUAAAACAAACAGAACAAUUUUCCCCA